Messenger RNA from Oryzias latipes (Japanese medaka), 3364 nucleotides. RefSeq names its product Transmembrane protein 150A-like. The record is from RefSeq and is a predicted model, not a curated record. NCBI's taxonomy places the organism in Eukaryota, Metazoa, Chordata, Actinopteri, Beloniformes, Adrianichthyidae.
CGUGGGAGGAGUGAACAGCUGGAUCCACUGAAGUGUCUCGUGGCAGCUGGGAGACUGAACACGAGCUUCAAACGGACGCUUUACGGGACGCCGGCUGCAGCACCGGCAUAAAGGACACUUUUGUCCUGCCACUGUUCCAACAGCCAUUCUCUAUCUUCAGGGAAAUGAUUCUGUCACCAGCAAAUAAAUGUUAUUAAUACUUGAGUGGAUUUCGUCUGGCUGGCUAAAGAGGAAAAAGAGGAAAAGACAGUUAAAGGUGCUGGAAGAUGUCUCUGUGGAUGAUCCUGCCUGUCAGCCUCCCGGUUCUGAGCAUCACUGGGAUAUGGGUGGUGUAUGCAAUGGCCCUGUACAACCAGCAUGUCUGCCCUGUGGAUAACUGGUUGUACAACCAGUCAUGUGAAGAGAAGCUGUAUUUGCAGAGUGGGCCCUCCUUUUGCUGCACACUAGACAAUAUACCUCUCAUCAGUAAAUGUGGGACCUUUCCCCCCGAGAGCUGCUUCUUCAGCCUUAUCUGCAGCAUGGGCUCCUUCAUGGUUAUGGUGAUUGUGCUGCUCCGCUAUGCCCAAGUCAUUGAGAAGCACCAGAACUGUGUCCUCAAUAUGGCAAGUCUUUCCACGGGCUGGAUCUGUGCGGCUGGACUCAUCAUGGUUGGAAACUUCCAGGUGGAUAAUGCCAAAGUUCUCCACUAUGUCGGAGCGGGCAUCGCCUUUCCCACCAGCAUGCUGUUUGUGAGCCUGCAGUCGGCGCUGACGUACAGACUGGCCAAAACACAGGGAGAGUACUACAUGGCCCACCUCCGACUCUUCAUGACCUUUUUGGCCUUCAUAGCUUUGGUGCUGAGUGGUGUGUUCUUCUGUCAGGAGAGCUUCGUCCUGCAGCACGCCUCUGCCAUCUUCGAGUGGGUGUUCUGUGUUAUCACCAUGCUGUUUUACGGGACGUUUGCCUUUGAGUUUGCCAGCAUGUCUGAGGAUGCCAUGAUGGUGCUAGCCAGGGGAGGCUCCCUGGGAUCUGCUGUUAGGGAACACAAGAUGGACUCACUGGGAGUUUUAGGAGGACCUGCCUCACAUCCACACCCAACGGAGAACCUGACCAUGCUGUAGCCACACAGCACCCGCAGACGCCGCCCGCUCACUUCGUUUGUUACUACUUACAAGAGCCGGCUGAGCUGCAUGGUUGUAGUUAUUCAUUUCUGUUCAUCGGGAAGUCUGGAAACAAAAGCAAGCCAGUCCAGCAGGUGGGUCUAUGCUGUACUCACAUCAGGAUUUAAGCCUAAAAAAAAUGAACUUUGCAUUUUUGCACAUUGCGCAUUUGUGACACCAAAUUAUUCAACUCAAUCCUGUCAAACACCAGCAGAGGAUGAAGGGUCAAUAAGAUGGAAAAAGGACAAACUGUUUGUAGCCACAAUGUUUCCACUGAAGAGAUGAGGCUGCUGGACAGCCCAGAGGUCAGACGCUCUGUUGAGAAAGAAAGGCAGGGAUGUUGUAGGCAAACUUUCAAACAAAAAAAUGAAAAGAUUUGAUCUAUUUUGCUGACGGAAGAGAGUCAUCAUCAUCAUCAUCAUUUUUGCUCAGUUAAGCUGUAUUUGUAAAAACUGUUCUGAGUGUUGGAGCUCUAGUUUAUGCAUUAUUCUAUGAGUCGCCUUCAAGCCAAAGAUAAAAGGAUGGCAAAGCUAAAGUCCCUGAAUAUGUUUUUGGAAAUUAGUCAUAAUGUGCCUUAAUGAUGUUCAGUUAGAUGGGUUACACCUUCUAAAAAAGUGUCCAAUUUUUUUGUAUUUUGUGUUGUAUUUUUUUCAAAGUGCAUCCAGACUCAGCAGCCAAACUGGUGCCUUUAUAUGCUGAAAUAUUUCAAAUACGUCUUUUUGUGUGUGAGGAGCACUGCCGUUAACCUUCAAAUAUUGGAUUUGACUUCCCGUUUGAAGAAUGAUAGCAAAAAGGAGUGACCAGAGGCCAAAUACAUUCUGGCUAAUUCAUGCCAGACGUCUGAGUUUAUUGAGUUUAGUGAUAAGACGUUGCACGUGUUGCACAGGUCUCCAUGAAGAAGCUGCGCAUCUCAUUAUUUCCCAUCAAACAGGAAGUGAAUGUGAAUUUUUUAAAGGCAAUUUUUGAAAGUUUCCGUUACCGGAGUAGGAUUUUUCCCCCCACAAAUCUGGCUGGUAUAGCAGUAUGUUCUUGGGUAACAUUUACAUGUGGUGAAGAAAAAGCAAUAAACCUUUUUGUUGUAACUUCUGAUGAUUAUAGAUGUAUGUGCAAGAAGAGUUUACCACUGGUUGCUGUAAGCUGGAGAUCUCUGCAAGUUAUUGUAAACAAUUUGUGCCUUAUUAAAACUCUAAUUCUAAUUCUAAAUAACUAAAUUUCUUGCAUUUUGGCCACCAAAAUUGAGCACACUAUACGUUAGGCUAGAAAAUUCCCGACAGCUACCAAAUCUGUCGCAGAAGCUCCACUGUGUAUACAGUUAUGCAUGUGGCUUUUUUCUCAGGCGCAUGCUUUCAACAAAAACAAGAGUUUUUUGGAAAGAACUGAAAGGCAGAAACAAGUGCACUGGUCGCCUGCUGCCCUCUAGUGGUCAAAUAGAAUAUUACACAACAAACAAAGGUGACUGCAGCUCAGGUCACAGGUGGGGUUAAGAAUUACAAAUGCUUUUGUUUGCAGUCAUAUAUAAGAAUCAUUAUAUAUGUUUAUAGUUUAUAUCGCCACCUUCACAAUCUCUACAUAUUUUAAAUAUCAAGCCAAACAAUGGUGCUGUCGCUGCUGUUUUAUUUGGAUUUUAAUAUGGCAAAAGUUACUUUUUUUUUGUUUUCUGGCUUUUUUGCUUGACAGAAGUUACUUUCAAGCUAUUCACAUUCUGCGUGUUUUUCUUUUUAUACAAAUAUUGGUUUUAAGGUAGUGCCUCCACUUUCUGUCUUUAAUUUAAUGUUUGAUCUUUGCACUCAGGAAAGUGUUCUAAAACCAGCUUGUACUUUGUGGUCCACAUCAGAGGGAAAUGUGUCUGUAAAUGCCAUCUGCUGUGUUCAUUGAAACAACUCAUGUUGAACUGUUUUUUUCUGUUGCAUCAUAGGUGUUACCCAUGAUUCUUUUUGUCACCUGAACCCUAUAAAAACCAAAACAAACUGAAACCUUGUGGUUUUAAAGCAACAGUAUGCCGCUCAUACAAAUGUGGUUGAACAUCGGUCAGCAAAUCUUGAACACGGACAAACUAACCUGCACGUGGAGGUCUUGCGAAAUAACAAAUUGGUAGCCCAUUUGUAAAUCAAUAAGUGUCCCUGUGCCUUAAAUAUUCUAAAAUAGCCAAAGAGGAAAAUGUUUUGAAUUCUAUUUUGUUGUAAAGUCACAUUUAUAUACUGUUCAAUAAAAGAUUUUGGAAAAUA